Saprolegnia diclina VS20 is the source of this 5388-nucleotide messenger RNA. RefSeq lists its product as hypothetical. Lineage: Eukaryota; Oomycota; Saprolegniomycetes; Saprolegniales; Saprolegniaceae. The record is from RefSeq and is a predicted model, not a curated record. Gene Ontology annotation, molecular function: calcium ion binding. The transcript is spliced from 37 exons. The coding region runs from base 7 to 5388 and encodes 1793 amino acids.
UCGUCGAUGGCCUGGCGCUGGGCCGCGAUCAGCAGCGCUUUAGCCAUGGCCAUGGCCGCCGGCCCUGCCUUUACGUCGACGCUCGUGCAGCUCAACCGUUGCACGCCGUCGUCGACGACCGCGGCUUGCCUCGCGUACGAGCGCUGCAAGGCGACCCAUCGCUGCGGCCGCGCGGUCGAAGAGUACACGAUUGCGACGGCAACGCUGCAGAGCUUUGGGCAGCAGUUUCCCCAAGGCAACCGCACGGCGAUUCCGCUCAUGAACGACUUUGAAGACUGGAAGACAGGCAUGCUCGGGUGGCGCAUCACGCCCCACUUUGCGCCGCCCACGCCGUUUGGCCUCUCGACGUACGCGUGGCCAGUCCUCGGGUCGCUCGAGCUCGCGCAAGGCAACAUCCUCAUCGAUACGACGACCGCUCGCAUCUACGGCGACGUCACGCUGCAGGGCGUCGUGACGCGCACGGCGGCCAACACGACGGUCGCCGUCUUCAACUUUCUCACGCUCUACCUCGGCGACCAAGUCCGGGUGCAGCUCAAGGGCGUAAACGCACUCGUGCUCCUCAGUCGCAGCAGCGCAGUCAUCGACACGCCGCUCGUGGCCCCGCCGGGCCUGCUCGGAGGGUUUCCCGGAGGCGAGUACUCUGCAGCGUACAACGUCAACGGCCCGGGCAGCAGCAAUGUGCGCGUGUACGUGCACACGAUCUCGACGACCGCGACGGUGUCGCCAACGAUCCAGCAAGUGAGUACGCGCGCGGCCCCGGGUCAGACCAUUCGAGGAACGUUUGUGCUGCAGCUGCGCCAGGUUAACUCGUCUGAAAUUCCCUAUGACGCGUCGGCGCAAGCCGUCAAGCGUAUCAUUGAAGACAGCUUUGCGUCCGUCCACGUAGGCAUCGUCGACGUCCAAAAGGUCGGCCAAGACAUCGCCAGUGUUGGCCGCGCGUGGCGCAUCACGUUCAUGACCGCCGUUGGUCAAGUGCCGCUGCUCACGAGCUUCUCUCGGCUCACGGGGCUCGACUCGAGCGUGCAAACUAGCCUCCUGGCGCCUGGCAACCAACUCGACGGGUACUUUCGGCUGCGAUUCCUCGGACAGCUGUCGCCGCCGAUUGCAUACAACAUCAAGCCUCGCGAGUUUGAGACGCUCUUACUGCAGGCUUUCAAUCUCACUUCGGCGUACGUGCAGCGCUCGGACCCCCUCGACCAGUGCGCCCAAGGAGGCUACGCUGGCCAGCCCAGUUCGAGUGAACCUGCGUGGCUUUUGCCCGACUCGGCCAACCCACAACCGCCGCUCUGCGGCUCGGCACCGACCAGCGUACGAGGCUACGUCUGGAACGUUCAAGUCACCACGACUCGUGGCAACGUCAGCCCGACGAGUCCGACAUCCUUUGUGACGCCCGCGCCGCUCGACGCGUUCGUGGCAGUCACCGCCAACUCGGAAGGACCAACGCUGCUGGGUGCAGGCGCCUCGAUCAUCAUCUCGAGUGCUCUUGGGUUUUCGAUGGCUUAUGGUGGGGCCGGUGGGGCCUACGGGGGCGUCGGUGGCCCGGGGUAUAGCAGUCCACUGCCGCUGUCGACCUACGGAGAUGUGGCGAUAUCGGACCUUCUUGGCGGCAGUGGCGGCGCCGGUGGCGGCCAAGUCGCCGUCGACAUAUUGCCGCAUCCGCGACCAAUCCUUGGCGGCGCUGGCGGCGGUGCCAUGUACAUUGGCGCCAUCAACGACGUGACGAUCGGACCGUCGGGAUUGCUCUCUGUGAACGGCGCCCCCGGUGAAGCGGGUUUCUUUCCGGGCGGCGGUGGCAGUGGCGGAUCUCUCGUAUUGACCAGUGGCACGAACGUGCACGUCCUCGGCGUACUCCAAGCAGUGGGCGGCGCUGGCGGCAGCAGCAGCCAGUACCCGCUCGGCGGCGGUGCAGGCGGCGGCGGGCGCAUUAGCGUCCAAGCCCACGCGUACGCCGUUGCACCGACCGGUGCGAUGCUCUCGCAAGGCACUUUGCACUUGGACCUCCAAACUCAACUCCAGUUGUCCCACGACCCGUUUCGAGGCGCGGCCCAAACCACCAAAUCGCUCUACUUGGCCAAGUACACGCUGGACCCGAACCCGCGCAUGGAAGGUCCUGCGUACUCGUUCCCGCCGUCGCAGCCGGCACGCAUCUCGUACUUCACCAUGGUCGGCGCGACGCAAGAAGGGACACUCGCCACGAACCGAGGUGCGGUAUUCAACUGUGCGGUGUUUGGGGUUGUCGGUGUCGCCGACGCCACCACCUUUGUCUGGGCCAUUGGGCUCGUCAACGGCCGCUUCACAUUCGGCGCUGGGCUUCCGACGCAUGCACAGCCGCUCCGCGAGCUCUACGCCGAGCCCGUCGUGCCCUUCCGAUGGUAUCAAGUUGAUGUUUUCAUGGACUGGACCCGCUCCACGCUCUCGAUCCGACUCGAUGGCGUCACGGUCGCCGCCGACGUAGCCUUUGCGACAGACAAGUUGUCUUCUGUUGGCAUCUACCUCGCUGAUGCGAUGCAGACGUGGUGGGAUGAGAUCUACGUCGGCACCGACGAGACGCUGCAGUUUGCAUGCCCCCGCAUGAACCCCGUCACGGGUCAGCUCUCGGUGGCUCCGCGACCGCGCCCGCUUUGGAACACCGCCGUUCUGGGCCCGGCCACCACGUUCAGUGGCAAAGUCCGACACGCUAGCCACGUCUCUGCCCGUCCUAUCUACGCCUAUAACGACGGCGGCUUGGUCCCAAACGACGGACCGGCGCACCGGUCGUACUUGAACGAUAUUCGGGAUGCGCGAACCUACGACGGGUCGGACGAUGCGCUGAUCAGUCUCGGCGAGCUGCUCAAUGUUCCUCUUCCACUGGACCCUUCGAUCGUGCUGCCGUUGACGCCGAGUCCGGACGCGUCGCCACAGGCCUCCUUGCGCACCCCCAACGAGACUGACUACUGGUACAGUGAAGUGUAUGGCAGUAGCGGCGGUAUCGGCGCCUGCUCGACCAAUGACGGCGGCCGCACGUGGCGCAACGAAGGCGUGAUGCUGCAUUUCGCCAACUUGACCGACCCGUUUGGCAAUACGCUGCAACAGUCGCUGCGCGCGUCGCGGCCCAAGGUGGUUCUCAACCCGAAUGGCCAAUUUGUCUUGUGGAUGCACGUCGACAACGCUGCGAAUCAGGUCUUUCUUGCUAUGGGCCUGAGUGGCGUCGCGGUUGCUGCGUACCCCAACGGACCAUUCGAGUUUCAACGGAGUUUCUACCCGAUGGCGGCGACCGAGGCACCGGGGGGGCAGCCCAUCAACGAGACACACGACCAAACUGUCUUUUGCGCCAGCGAAUCGGAAGCCUUCUUAGUGCAGAGCUACUACAAGACGGUCGAGUACUGGUUGCCACGGCCCAUCAUGGACCCGCUCUGGGAAAGCGUCAAGCACUCGGACGGCUCGACGUACUACGCACUCACCUACCACCGCGCCUUCUUUUCUGAUGCGUACGACAACGUCGACGACAUCUACCUCCAGCGCUUUCGGUCCGAAGACAUUGACUGGAGUAUCUCGUGCUGCAACCGCACGACUAACGUGUGCUCGCCCAGCGUCGACCCCAAUGACCCCGAGAACAAUGCGUUUCGAGCGCACUCGGUGCCUUCGCACACAGACUGGGGCUUCCCCGUAUACAACAUCAAGACGUGGCGGGGCUCAUACUUUGAUGCCCUCGCGACCAACAUCACGCGACUCCUCUUUGAAACGUUUGCGGGCAUGUCGAGCACCUACGCGACGCCUCCGUCCCUCCAAGUCACGUACCCGCUGCCAGGCGAGAGUGCGCCGUUCAUCAAUGUAAAUGACCCGCCCAACGUCCUCGAGCUGAUCCUCGACACGAUGGGCGUGCCGCUGCCGCGGUCGUUCGUCGCCAAGUUUGACGAAUUUGACAUGACGUACAUUGACGGGAACGGCGACAACAAAAUUACACUGGACGAGCUCGCGGCGCUGCAAACGACCGGCAUCAAAGUGCUGAGUACGGCGACGUACAACCAAUUUCAAACAGAGUUUGCGGCGCUGAAACGCGCCCAACUCCAAGCGCUCAACCCCAACGGCGACGACAAAGUGACGUACGCAGAGUUCACCGCGUGGAUCGGCAACGACCCUGGCCUCAUGUUUGACCGCUUCGACUUGGACAAAUCUGGGUACUUGGACGAGAACGAGCUCUCGCGCUUCUUCAUUGACCGGCAGCUUCCGCGCCUGGACCUGAUUUCGAUCCUUCUGGAUCCCGACUUUGACGGCCGCGUCUAUUACGAUAUGUUUGAGAGCUUUGUGCUCAAUGCCACGACGGUGCUCUUUGUCCAGUACGACUUUGACCGCUCCAACAGCCUCGACAGCAGCGAAAUCGCAUUGCUCGAAGCCGACCUUGGCGUCACCUUCCUCGACACCUCGGUCCUCGCACAGCUUGUGGACCCGACCUCGCAUCUGUUGACGUUUACGGCGUACCAGCAGUGGAUGAGCGCUUCGACGAGCCUCGUUCACGAUCGCGUCCAGCAGUAUAAAAUCGACAAUGCGAUCGUAUCGACGCAACCCGACCGGAUGACGGGCCCUCUCCACGUCGUUGAGCAGCGCCGGGCAAAGUACCUCAGCAUCGCCCGCCUCUCGCCCGACUUUCUCUCGACCGAGACCCUCGUGGUUGAAUUGGAAGGCGACUUUGACGGCGAGGGCUCGCUUGUCGACUUUGCGCGGUUCAACAUUGCGUUUGCGGAUCUCAGUGCUAGCUCGACGCCUCCGCGCACGGUGCCCUUUCGUCAAUUCCUCGCACCGGCGGACUUUGGCCACGUGGCCAGUUACUGGAACGGCUUCCAGUGGGAGCUCCGACCGUCGGCGCCGCCUCGCUUCACUUACGGAACCGAGUGUACGACGCUCACACCGACCAACAACGCCGACUGCCUCCCGUGUGCGUCGCAGUCGCCGUACAUGUCGCCCCUUGUGCUGCAGUACCAGAGCCUUGUGCCUACGCUCGACCAGUGCCGCAACGACAAGGCGCUCGACGCGUACAUCAAGCAGUUUGACCAGCAAGUGUCGAUCACGCUGCGCUUUGAGCAAGUGGCUCAGCUGACCUCGGCGGGCGUCCAGCCGCACUACACGCCGUGCUUCAACCACUCCGAGUCGGUGCCAUGCGACGUCUUUCAGGCGUACGAAGGCAAUGUCGGCGAUACGGCGCUGGCGACACCGUGGAACGUGGCGUGGGACCGCAGCCUGCGCAACGUCGGCACGUCGACCAAAUUGCGCGCGAGCCCGAUGCAGCAAACGUCGUUCGGCCAAACCUACGCCGAGCGGUACCCGGAUCGCUUCCGGACACCGCCCAGCACGCUCUAUAUCAACUCGACCAACGUGCCCGACCAGUACGCCAAUGUCCUCGGCGGCGGCUAG